AUGUCCCACCUCCAGCGCGGCCUCGCAAAGGCGCUCGCCGCUACCGGGCGCUGGUCUCGCCGCGAGGCGAACCGGAUGACGGCCGACGCCCGCGUGUGCGUCAACGGAGUCCAGGUUAGCAACCCGGCGGCGCGCGUGCGUCAGUCGGACCGCGUGACGGUCGACGGCGAGCUGACGCCGCUGGAGGUGGCACCGCCGCGACUGUGGCGCUUUCACAAGCCGGAUGGCCUCAUCACCACCGCCUCAGACCCACAGGGCAGGCCGACGGAGCGCGGCGUCACCGGCGCGAUGCUGCGGGCGAUGGGCGACGGGUUUGGCGCUGCUAGAGCGGUGCGCACGCCGCUGCAGCCGGCGGCGGCGGGGCACGAGUGGGUUCGGAUGACCCUCGUUGAGGGCAAGACCCGAGAGGUGCGCCGCGCGUGGCAGCACUUUGGCUUCGUCGUCUCGAGGCGUGAGGCUGAGAUGCAGAGAGAGAAGGGGCUCGUGCGCGACGCUUACGGGCCGUUCGAGCUCGGCGAGCUGCGGCCGGGGGAGGUGGAGGAGGUGCCGCGGCGCUGCGUCGCGCGGCUGCUGCGAUUGCGCGAGCGAGUCUUGGAGGGGAGCGGCCGCGCGGCUCCGGUGGACCUCGCCGCAUUCUGUGAAAAUGAGCAGACAUGA
Messenger RNA from Emiliania huxleyi CCMP1516, 657 nucleotides. RefSeq lists its product as hypothetical. The record is from RefSeq and is a predicted model, not a curated record. Gene Ontology annotation, biological process: pseudouridine synthesis. Gene Ontology annotation, molecular function: pseudouridine synthase activity; RNA binding. The transcript has 6 exons. Bases 1 to 657 code for a protein of 218 amino acids. Lineage: Eukaryota; Haptophyta; Isochrysidales; Noelaerhabdaceae.